Molecule: messenger RNA, 3788 nt
Organism: Oncorhynchus kisutch (coho salmon)
Lineage: Eukaryota; Metazoa; Chordata; Actinopteri; Salmoniformes; Salmonidae
Product: ADP-ribosylation factor-like protein 4A
Exons: 2
Coding region: 1576-2184 (202 amino acids)
Molecular function (GO): GTPase activity; GTP binding
Source: RefSeq, a predicted model, not a curated record
AUGAGGGAAAAAACAAUGUAAUCAAUUUUAUAAUAAGUCUGUAACGUAACAAAAUGUGGAAAAAGUGAAGGGGUCUCAUUACUUUCCGAAUGCACUGUAAGCUGGGGAGUUUCCUCUUGAUUGCAUAAAUUCUUUGUUUAACAGCGUUAUCUGACUUUGGCAAUUGUUUUCACCAUGUCAAUUGCAGGCGGUAAUAUCAGUCUCUGUAAUAGUGUAUGGUUUCGUAGCGUAGCGGACCUAGACAUUCACCAUGGGAAUGGCUAAGUGCCUUGGUCAAGUGCGACCUUUUUUCCAUGAUCUGUGGGUGCACUCUAGCUGAAUUUUAGAUUUUAGAUUUGAAUCAUUUUAAUAAACAUUUUUAAGGUUAACCACAUUACAAUGAUUUUGAGAUAUAAGGACAAUAUUAUAAUAUAUGUAUUUUUCUAAAGAUUUUUAAAAUUCGCCUAUGACCCCAUUUUCAUAUCAGGCGACCCCUAGAGUGGAUAGCCUGUCAAAUUAACUUGUAAUUCAUAUCUGACAAUAUUCUAGAACUUGAAAACGUCCCUUUUGAUCACUUUACGAUAUUGAAAGAGGGACAUAGGCUUUCCAAUGGGGGAUAUCAGUUUCACUAGUAAAUUGAGUGCACCAUCCUACUGGACACAUACGUCAAUUCAACAUCUAUUCCACGUUGGUUCAAUGUCAAAUUACGUGGAAACAAUGUUGACUCAACCAGUUUGUGACCUGUGGGAUUUCACUGCAUUCUCGUUUCAAAUGUCAAUUUCCCGCCAUUCCAGUGUCUGGUCUGAGGUGCCUAAUUUCAGAUAGAACUAUUGAAACCGCUAAGAGAUCAGACCAGAUCUGAGAGACCACCCAAACCACAGUAAAUGUGUUAUUGAUGGUCCUCGCCCCCUUAAAUAAAGGAAAUCACCCUGCUCUAUGAUCUUGCAUGAUUGCUUUUUUACUCACAUUGCACAGAUAUUCGGAUCUAAUUAUACAAUUAUUUCAAAAAAAUCGUCAUACAUUGGCCCUAUCUUUAUUUAAAAAUAUAAAGUUAGGCAGAACACAUCUUUAAAAAUAUAUAUAUCUAGAUCUUCAUAUUCUUCAUAUUCGUGACGUUUGUUGCAAUCAAAGAAUCUUGAAAGUGAAAAAUGAGCUAAAUCUAUCACCAGCCACACGUGUAGCCUAUAGAGGAGUUCCAGAUAAGAGACACGCACGGCUCUCCACCAAUCGUACAAGGAGAAAAUGUUCCACCAAUCGGACAAGGAGAAAACGGAGCGCGCUGGGACGUUAACCACCCAGAGCUCGCGCUAGAAACAUUCUGGGUUGAACCUGGGGUGCGGGAAUGGAAUAGAGAGGGAGUCCGUCUACUUUUAUCUUUCAGUAGUCGUGUGAUCGUGAUAGUGAGCAAGAGAGAGGAGAUCAUACAGGAAACCCUGCAACGAUUUUGCUUUCAUGUUUUGGAAAGUCCAUAUGCCUACAUUAUAAAGGUGAAUGCUGCAGCACAGCCCCCUCUGAAGGGAAUGAGAAGCCUUGUGAUUAUUUGUUGACGCAGCACCAGCAGGACACUCCCCUGUCUCCCUCAACGUGAAUAACAAGAUGGGGAAUGGAUUAUCAGACCAGAUCUUCCCCAGCCUUCCUUCCUUCCAGGCCCUCCAUAUUGUCAUCCUGGGUCUGGACUGCGCCGGGAAGACCACUGUCCUCUACCGCCUUCGCUUCAAUGAGUUUGUGAACACGGUCCCCACUAAGGGAUUCAACACGGAGAAGAUCAAAGUGUCCCUGAGCGCGGGCGGAAAGUCCUGGCGGAAAGCGGCGUUCCACUUCUGGGACGUGGGCGGUCAGGAGAAGCUCCGCCCCCUGUGGCGCUCGUACACGCGGUGUGCUGACGGAAUUGUGUUCGUGGUGGAUUCCGUCGACAUCGAGCGCCUAGAGGAAGCCAAGACGGAGCUCCAUAAGAUCACGAGGUUAGCGGAGAACCAGGGGGUGCCGGUUCUAGUGGUGGCCAACAAGCAGGACCUGAGGAACUCUCUGCCGCUUCACGAGAUGGAGCGCUCUCUGGCGCUAGGGGAGCUGGGCAAUGGAACGCCCUGGCACCUGCAGCCCGCCUGCGCUAUCAUAGGGGAGGGGCUACAGGAAGGUCUGGAGAAGCUCCACGCCAUGAUCAACAAACGGAAGAAGACACAGAAAGCUCAACAGAAGAAGAGAUGAUCUGAAUAGUCGCGCACAAACACACAACUGCCAUCUUGUUGGAGCUACACAAGGACUUAAGCUAACAAUGGUGGUGGAUGGGGACUCACCUGUUGUGGUGUUAACCAUGAGCAGGACACGUGGUGUUGACUGUAGCAUGAUGUACUACAGUACCCACAAUACUCAGUGUCUCGUGGAGCCAUCAGUGAUGGGUCCGCUGCUUGCCUGCCUGUCUGGUGGCUGAGUUGUAUUAGUCAUAUGGAAUGGGACUAAGUCUGUUCAGGGCUGUUGUCACUGUCCUCACUGGAACUGAUGGAAUACAUUUUCAUGGACUUUGGAUGGCAACUAUCCUGGCUGGCACAGCAUCACAGGACAGUGGACACUAAUGUAUGUUUAAAGGAAGUGUUAUUCUAUACCAUGAGGCACACAGGGGUUCUCAGAGACCAAACAAUCAAAACACUGUUGAAGUGUCAGAAGUCAAAUGUAUUGUGUUCUGUCUACACUCUUAAGUGUUACAAAUGUAUGUAGCCUGCUUUUCAAUCAGUUUGAAGCAUGAAAACACAUUGAAAUGAUCGGUUUACCAAAGCCUGUGUUGACAAUGAGAUUACAUGUGGAAAACACAAAGGACAAUCAAGUUGCAGUCAGUCACUUGUUAGUGUGACCUCAAAGUUAGUCUUCCAAUCAGUCAGUAUUCUGUCUCCAUGUUGCUCAAUGGAAGUCGAGAGGGUCUAGAUAGACGAGUUUAGCAUAAGCUUGAUGAUUCACUGAGAAGAGAAUACAGAGAUGGAUGUUUUUAAACGAUAUGUAACAACCUUAUUGUUUCAUCAGUGAUAAAUGAUAAGAAUCUACAGCAGUUGGGCUAUUUAAUGUGACUAUCAUUUGGGUUAGGUGGGAGGUAGGGGUAAAAAAACAGCUGUCAGGCAGUGCGGUUGUCUUGUGUAAUUCUGUUGAUUUGACAUGCUGGUUGGCUCAGCAUACCCUGAAUAUUCUUUCCUGGCUUGGCUAGCUGUCUGAUCUGGACCCUGUACUCCAGGUGUCCGGCAUCUGUCAGAUCCAGUCCUAGUACCAGCCUAAGACUGGGUGCAAGGACCUAAGUAGAAUGAGGGUAUCUGGAACGCACCCAAAAUUUUAGAUGGCGAAGUAGGGCUGGAUCUGUAGAUUUAGCCCUUCUUGGCUAUCUACCUAAAACUUUGGGUGCGUUCCAGAUACUCAUUCUACUUCGGUCCUUGCAGUUAAUAGGAUUGUUAUAUCAUGUUGAUGUGGUUCCUAAGACAUGAAAUAGUUCCGCAGAUGUAAAGAUCUGAUCAGAUCUCAGACUUGUGCAGAGUUUGUGUACCUGGAACGCACCCAUGGACUUCCAUGUUGAUAGAGGCACUUUAUUGGUCUGUUUUCUGACCUUAGAACUUGCAUCAGAUUUUUGUAUGAGGUUUAUUAUGAUACUUAAAGAAGUGAAAUGUUGAUAUUGCUUCGAAGGAAGCGUUACAAAAAAUAUAUUGUUAUGCUGUUAUCACAUUGGAAUGUCAGUUGUCCCCCUGUUUACUGUGUGUGAGGGGUGCUCAUAUUUAUGUAUUUGUUUGUAUAAAUGUGUUCACCUUGAAUAAAGCAACAAUUAAACACUAACUUGA